Molecule: messenger RNA, 2017 nt
Organism: Rana temporaria (common frog)
Lineage: Eukaryota; Metazoa; Chordata; Amphibia; Anura; Ranidae
Product: beta-arrestin-1
Exons: 16
Coding region: 395-1651 (418 amino acids)
Biological process (GO): signal transduction; visual perception; G protein-coupled receptor internalization
Molecular function (GO): G protein-coupled receptor binding
Source: RefSeq, a predicted model, not a curated record
GACUGCAGAAAUUAGCGAUGCAGGUCCUGUGCUCACAGAACACAGCAAUGGCGAAGAUGAGAGAGCCAAUCAGGACUGCGAUCAGGGCAUGACACUUCAAGAAAAAAAAAAAAAAAACAUGUUGAAUUUUCAAUGCAGCAGCCGGCUCGGGGAGGCUGCAUGAUACCGGAGGAAACAUAAAGCAUUGGGAAAGAUUAAACCACAAAGGAAAAAAAUUAUAUAUAUAUAAGCAUUAUAAUAAAAACAGUGAAAAUUACUUGCCGUAGAAGGUAGACGACAUUGAAAAUGUCAGUGCAGAUUGCUAAAUGGAUUAUGGGUGGAUUGACAACGACUACACGGAGAGACAGAGCUUAAAUCCCAGGCACUGUGACACUGCAAGAUAUUCUAGGUACAGAUGGACAACAUAUUUCUAGUCUUUAAAAAAGCGAGUCCGAAUGGAAAGCUCACUGUAUACCUGGGGAAGAGGGACUUUGUGGACCACAUUGAUGUCGUGGAUCCCGUUGAUGGUGUUGUUUUGGUUGAUCCCGAAUAUCUGAAGGAGCGGAAAGUAUUUGUGACUCUGACCUGCGCGUUCCGUUAUGGCCGGGAGGAUCUCGAUGUUUUGGGCUUGACGUUCCGCAAAGACCUUUUUGUUGCAAACAUUCAGGCUUUCCCACCAGUCCCGGAGGAGAAGAAGCCGCUGACUCGGCUGCAGGAACGUUUGAUCAAGAAGUUGGGCGAGCAUGCAUACCCGUUCACCUUUGAGAUCCCACCAAACCUCCCCUGUUCAGUGACACUUCAGCCAGGUCCCGAGGACACUGGAAAGGCCUGCGGUGUGGACUAUGAAGUGAAGGCUUUCUGUGCCGAGACCUUGGAGGAGAAAAUCCAUAAAAGGAAUUCUGUGCGUUUAGUGAUCCGCAAGGUCCAGUAUGCUCCGGAGAGGCCAGGACCGCAGCCCAUGGCCGAAACCACAAGACAGUUCCUGAUGUCUGAUAAACCCCUACAUUUGGAAGCGUCUUUGGAUAAAGAGAUCUAUUAUCACGGAGAGCCCAUUAACGUCAAUGUCCAUGUGACCAACAACACAAACAAGACUGUGAAGAAAGUGAAGAUCUCAGUACGACAGUACGCCGAUAUCUGCCUCUUCAACACUGCGCAGUACAAGUGCCCCGUCGCUGUGGAGGAAGCUGACAGCGACGUUGUGGCCCCCAGCUCCACCUUCUGCAAGGUCUACACACUGACUCCGUUCCUGGCCAACAACCGGGAGAAGAGGGGACUGGCCCUGGACGGCAAACUCAAGCAUGAAGACACCAACCUGGCCUCCAGCACGCUACUGAGAGAUGGUGCCAACAAGGAGAUCCUGGGAAUCAUCGUCUCCUACAAAGUCAAAGUGAAGCUGGUCGUCUCUCGAGGAGGCCUUUUGGGAGACCUUGCGUCAAGUGAUGUUGCUGUAGAGCUCCCUUUCACUUUGAUGCAUCCAAAACCCAAGGAGGAACCUCUACAUAGAGAUGUUCCAGAGAACGAAGCGCCUAUAGAUACAAAUCUGAUAGAGUUUGAUACAAACGAUGAUGAUAUCGUUUUCGAAGACUUUGCCCGUCAAAGACUGAAAGGGAUGAAAGACGACAAAGAGGAGGAAGACGAAGGGACAAACUCCCCUUCGACGAACGACAGAUAAGAAGCCUCCCGCCGUGACCUCCUCACCGUGUAAAACUCGUGGAUCGGGGGGGGGCUUCUUUUUCUUUCUACUCCAAAGAAGCCCCGGCCAUAACAUUGAUUCGGCAGCCCUUAUAAUCUUACAGCUGUGCCAUAACUGUCACCACGCAUCGUACUCCCCUUCUUCAGUUUCCGGCUACACUUAUCUUACACGCACACACACAAAAAAAAUAUUCAAAAAUUAAAGCGUACAAUCAUGGUCUGUGCAUCAACUUACAGUACGUAAGGAGUUCUUGUAGCACUUUUGUAUUAAUCGAGUCUUUUAUGCAUUUUGUAUAAUUCCGGUAGUAUCAUAUUAAGUAUUUGUUACACAAAAAAAAAAAAAGAA